This is a messenger RNA of Angiostrongylus costaricensis, 1989 nucleotides long. Lineage: Eukaryota; Metazoa; Nematoda; Chromadorea; Rhabditida; Metastrongylidae. The record is from the annotation of a GenBank genome assembly.
UCUAUAAGUGGGCAUGAUCAUUACGGUCGCUCUAGCGGCCUUGAUACCGCUCUUAACGCUGGGCGAAGAGUCCAGUACAGAACUCUUCAAGGAAGAUGCACAGUCGAUGAACGAUCUGAUGGUUUCCAGUCGGUCCAAACUCACAAUCCGGGAACAUAUUUGGUUGUCGCACCAAGAGUCGUGCGACCAGGGCUACCAUACGCGGUCUCAUUUAAUAUUCUGAAAAGCCCAGAAGAGGACCAUAUCGUACGAGUUCAGAUUCGAACCGAUCAAAACGAUACCGUAGCUACAAGAGUGGUGAAGAAUGUCCGACAAGGAAUACCGCAAACAGUAACAAUCGAUACCGUAUCUGCCGAUCUCUCACCGAACAUGAAUUAUAAGGUUUACGUUCGUGGUGAAACUCUGAACUCGCAAGUUUUAUUCGAAAACGAGAAGUCUGUCGAAUUUAAUGAGAAGAGCCUUUCGAUUUUCGUACAAACCGACAAAGCCAUUUACAAGCCUGGAUCCAUUGUGAAAUAUCGAGUUGUUGUGGUGUCACCGACACUCACCCCGUAUAAGGAUACUGUCACUGUGAAGGUCUAUGAUCCAAAUCAGAACGUGAUCAGUCAAUACGUCGAUAAGGCGCUCACUAAAGGGGUGUUUUCAUCUGAACUCGAAUUAGCUUCGGAACCACCGCUUGGUGAAUGGCAACUGAAAGUAGAGACAGCGAAUAAAUUGAAAUAUACAAGAACUUUCUCCGUCGAAAAGUACGUUCUACCAAAGUUCGAUGUAAACAUAAAAACUCCUUCGUUUAUUACUGUUAACGACGACCUAUCGUUACUUGUGGAUGCCAAGUACACCUACGGAAAAGGAGUUUCUGGCAAGGCGAAAGUCACUCUACAACUGCCUUGGCACAGAUGGAAUCCGAUUCCGAAGCCUAUUAUUGUGAACGAAGACGGAACCACAUCACAGGUAGACGAAGAUUCACAAAUCGAACGUACAGUGAAACUCAACAAUUUGGGUGAAGCAACGGUUGUCUUCACGAAUGAGGAAAUGAAGAAACAUAGGCUCGUACAGGACUACGGUGGUGGCAGUAUUCGAAUCAUUGCUACUGUGACUGAAGACUUGACUGAUAUACAACGUAAUGGAACCCAGCACAUUUCAACUUAUCGCUAUGAUGUGAAAUUGGAUGUGGAGAAACAAGGUGACACCUUCAAACCGGGCCUUACCUAUAAUGUGGUGGUAACGUUGAAGCAAAUGGAUGACACACCAGUGAAAGCCAGUGUACCAAGACGAGUCCAGGUGACUACCUUCUUUAACUAUCCGUUCAAUCCUGACUCACCAACACAGCAUGAAGAUAAGGAAGUGAAGAUUGUGGAUCUGGAUGCUCACGGAACCACCGUACUCGCACUGCAACCGCCUCUCAACUGUACUAGUGCAAGGAUUGAGGCUCAUUACGACCGUACUGGUAAAGACAAUUUCACCGAUGCCGUCAUCUACAGCAGUUUGUACGUGGAGGCAGGCAAGUCUCCGUCGAACUCAUUCCUUCAACUGAUAGCCGACAACGAAGGCGCUGUCGAUGUGGGCAAGACGCUCUCGUUCUCGGUUAAAGCCACUGAGCCGAUAACAGUUCUUACUUACCAGGUGAUGUCCCGUGGUGCUAUAGUACUUUCAAAAGAGAUUCCUGUGAAUUCAGACCACACCACUAUCUCUUUCACGGCAACUCACGAUAUGGCACCUAAAUCGAGGUUGGUUGUCUAUGCUGUUCGGCCUAGUAAUCAUGAAAUUCUCGUAGAUGCCACCGACUUUAAGGUGGAUGGAUUGUUCCGUAACAAUGUUACCCUUGGUGUGGACAAGACCUCCGUCGAACCGGGCGAAUCAGUUUCUUUCAAGGUCACCGCUGAUCCAGAUUCCUUCGUUGCAUUGCUUGUCGUUGAUCAAUCCGUGCUUUUGCUUAAAUCAGGAAACGACAUAACACCACAGAUGGUUUGUUCUGAUUUUUUUUAUUAA